Messenger RNA from Austrofundulus limnaeus, 2314 nucleotides. It is a transcript of the gene crybg2, whose product is annotated as crystallin beta-gamma domain containing 2. Gene Ontology annotation, molecular function: structural constituent of eye lens. Gene Ontology annotation, biological process: visual perception; lens development in camera-type eye. NCBI's taxonomy places the organism in Eukaryota, Metazoa, Chordata, Actinopteri, Cyprinodontiformes, Rivulidae. The record is from RefSeq and is a predicted model, not a curated record.
GUGGGUUCUGUAUGAGAAACCAAACUUUAAGGGGGAGAAGGUGGCUCUGGACGAGGGAGACAUCGAGCUCACCUGUCCCUUCAGCCCACCUGAGGAGGAGGAGGAGGAGCAGAGACCAGCUGGCAGGUUCAUCAUCGGCUCUGUGCGCAGAGCAGUCAGGGACUACAGCGUCCCUGAAAUCUGUCUGUUCCCUGAGGAGAACGCUGAGGGGAAGAAGGUUGUGUUCAGGGACACGUCAGAAGAUGCCAGGAUCUUUGGGUUCCCCAUCAGAGCCAACUCCAUCAUCGUUAAUGCUGGGCUCUGGCUGGUUUUCUCUCAGCCCUUCUUCCAAGGUGUGCCACGGAUCCUGGAGGUGGGGGGCUAUGCUAACCCUGCAGCCUGGGGGGUGGAGCAGCCCUUUGUAGCUUCACUGCAUCCUCUAAAAGUGGGAGAACCACGAGUGGAGAACCUGAGUGAACCAAAGGUGGAGAUCUAUGAAAAGCCGUACUUUACUGGGAAAAGUCGAACCAUCAGCACCAACAUGAGGGACUUCAUGAGCAGAAGCCACCAGCAGCAGAAGGUCUUCAUGUUCAGUGUUGGUUCCCUUAAAGUUCUGGGAGGAAUCUGGGUGGGCUACGAGAAGGAGGGCUUCCGAGGUCACCAGUACCUGCUGGAAGAGGGAGAGUACCACGACUGGAGGGUGUGGGGGGGCUGCAACUCUGAGCUGCGCUCAGUCAGGAUCAUCCGUGCAGACCUGUCAGACCCACAGAUGGUGAUGGUGGAGCAGCCGGAGGAAGAGGAAGGUGUGACAGAGGAGAACACCUUUGAGGUGACUGAAGCCAUUCCUGAUGUGGAGCCGUUUGGCUUCAAAACAUCAACCCGCUCUAUCCACGUGCUGAGUGGGGCGUGGGUAGCUUACUCCCAUGUGGACUUCUCUGGGAACCAGUACAUUUUGGAGAAAGGCUUUUACAACAGCUGUGCUGACUGGGGUUCACAGGACACUAAGAUCUGCUCAGUCCAGCCGAUCUUACUGGCUUUAGCUGACAGCUCCAGCUGCACACAUCAGAUCAUCCUGUACUCUGAGCCGGACUUCCAGGGACAACAGGUUGUCCUUCAGCAGAACCAGGAGGUACUGACGGAUGGCUUCAUCACCAGGUCAUGUCGAGUGGUGAGAGGAAGCUGGGUUCUAUGUGAGAACCAACAGUUCUGUGGGAACACCUACGUCCUGUCUGAAGAUGAUUACCCCAGUCUGAGCAGCAUGGGCUGUCCCAGCAGCUGCUGCAUCCGCUCUGUGAAGCUGGUUCCCAUGAUGUUCUCUGUUCCCUCCAUCUCUCUGUUCAGCCUUGAAGGUCUGCAGGGUCGGGAGAUCACCGCUGAGUCCGAGGUCCUCAGUCUGGUCCAGGAGGGCUUCAACAACCACAUCCUGUCUGUCAGGGUCCACAGUGGCUGAAGCGACACUUGUUCCGUGUGAGGAACAAAGACAGCGGUCACUUCCUGUCCGUUCAGGGAGGCGUGGAAGAGAUGAGAUCUGGUCGGGUGGUGGCAGCGCAGGAGGUGGAGCCUUUAAGUGACGUCUGGUUCUACCAGGACGGGCUGAUCAAAAACAAGAUGUCCCCCAACAUGUGUCUCCAAGUCAUGGGGAACGUGGAACCUUCAGCAAAAGUGGUUCUGUGGACUGAGACCCGGCAGCCGAUCCAGACCUGGUCAGCCCACAUGACGGGUCUCAUCAGCAGCCUGACGUUCUCCGGGAUGGUUCUGGAUGUUAAAGGAGGUAAAACCUACGACCGGGAACACGUGGUGCUGAUGCCACAGAGUGAGGACCGGCCCAGUCAGCAGUGGGACAUCGAGCUGCUGUAGUCUUCAGUCUGCAGGGUGGACACCGGACCCAGGACCUGAGCUCUCCUCUGAACAUCUGGACCUGCUGAGUGCUGCAGCCAGGAAGCUGUGCAGCACAUCUGUCAGGCUUUCAUUCUUCUGCUCUUCAGUCAUUGGUCAGCAGACUGAAGGGUUCAUCUGGACUCUGUGGGUCCGGCUGACGUCCUGCCUGGGAUUAAAGCAGAGAGGGGCUCUCGGUGUGUUAAUGUGCACAUGUGUGUGUUUAACUUGUGUAACUGUAGCUGGUCUGUACAGCCUGUUCUUUCUUUUUGUUUCARAUUUUUAUUGUUCCAUGAACUUAUUGUUAUAAAAACCUUUUAUACUGUUAUAGAGGGCGGGGUUUUAUUACAGCAGGACUUUUCUUUAUAUUUGCAGGGUCAGGUGACAGCAGAUGAAAUUUUAUCUGAAGUAUUUUUGUCUGAAUCUGUUCAUUUAUUAAUAAAGAGGAAUUUAAAGCAAA